Messenger RNA from Styela clava, 1141 nucleotides. RefSeq lists its product as uncharacterized. The record is from RefSeq and is a predicted model, not a curated record. Gene Ontology annotation, cellular component: nucleus. Gene Ontology annotation, molecular function: chromatin binding. NCBI's taxonomy places the organism in Eukaryota, Metazoa, Chordata, Ascidiacea, Stolidobranchia, Styelidae. Gene Ontology annotation, biological process: translesion synthesis; regulation of cell cycle.
UACCUACUCAAUACCGGUACAUUCCUAAAUUAAAACCAACCUUAAUUUUGCUUUCUAUAGUUCGAAUGGCCAAUGAUUGCCAACUGGACAACUAUUUUCUGAAUUUCACAUAUGGUCUACUAACAAUACUUCCUACAGUCCUACACAAUACCUUAGUGUUAUCACCAGGCAACCAUGGCAUGAAGUUAAUGUGUAUAGCAAAUGCUUUGACAGUUUGAUAUUGUGCCAGGGUUUCUGAUAUCAGGUUAUAUUUUUAUUUGACCAAUGCUUGCUAUCGCAUCAUCAGUUAAAGCUCCUCCCUGAGAAAAAUAGGAAAAUUUUUAUUCUAUAUAUAAUCAGCAUAGAUUAUUUGCCUGAUUUAAAACAGUAAUAAGGUGAAUAUUAUUGAAUUACAUUUUGCAAUUGCAGAAGUUAUAGGCUAUAGAAUAUUGUCAACAUAAAAUUAUAGAAUAAUGGUUCGUACCAAAGCUUGUUCUGGUACUGGGCGAGUCACAGCCGAAAAAGCUCCUAGAAAAAAUUUCGCUGCUGCCUCAAGUCGUAUUGACUUGGGAUCACCAUCUUCAAAAAAAGAUAAAUAUGCUGGAGGUAAUCCAGUUUGCCCAAGGCCUACUCCAAACUGGCAGAAGCCUAUUGAUCGAUUUUUCAUAAUGAACACAACACCUAAUAUUGUCAAUAGUUCAGAUAAAACAGAUGCAAUCGUUGAAAAAGAAAAUAUUAACCCGGGGUCAUCAACUAAAGAUAAUAACUCGCCUACUAAACGGAAAUUACAAACUGAAGAAGAAAGUGCCCCCGGGCCUUCCGGAUCAAAAAAAGCCGCUAAUGGUGCUGUUGUGACGAUGUCUGAUGAAAUAUCUGAGGACUGAAAACAUUAUUUGAAGGAGUUGACUGGUUAUUGACCAGACUUGCAUGUGAGAUACUGAGGAGGGGAGUAAAAUACAUCAGAAAUAUCGGUAGAAAACGAGCGCAGCUCCUCAUGUUUAUAUUUUUGUUCAAUGUUUCCAUUAUAAUUGAUGCUAUUAAUACCUUUCACUGCUUUUGUUUUCUACUGCCAAGUUUUUUUUCCAUAUAUCUUUAGGGCAUAAAUAAUAAAGUUUCAUACACAAUAGCAGUUCUGAAUAUAGCUUCAUGAACAAGAUCCAAU